AUGGCCGACAUCAACGUGACCCCAGAGCUUCAAAACGCCAGAAUGCCAUCAAAUCUAUCGCGUGAGGAAAGGAUAGCUUAUAUGGCCAACCAUGUUGAAACGAUUCAGAAGUUGAAUCCCGAGACCGACAUGAAGCUGGACACAAAUUGGUGGAAAGCAUCCGUCAACCUUAGCUCCGACAUUGAUGAAUUUCUUGAUGCCGAGACGAAGAAAAAGGUGAACGAAACAACUAUGAAGAUGUUCCAACCGGGGGCGGGGCUAGACACGGCCAAAGCAGUUCGCGAAGAAUUAAAAGAGCUUUUGGUGGGCCAUGAAAAUAUCUAUGAAUCCCUCGAGGCUUCGCUGUUUGCGGAUGACAAAUCCCUGCAACAAGCACAAGAGCUUCUUAAGGAGAAGAUUGCCACAGGUGAAUUGGCAUUCCCUGGUGUCGCGGAACAGAAGAGCUUGGGUUCUCAGUAG
Clonostachys rhizophaga is the source of this 459-nucleotide messenger RNA. Lineage: Eukaryota; Fungi; Ascomycota; Sordariomycetes; Hypocreales; Bionectriaceae. The record is from the annotation of a GenBank genome assembly.